Molecule: messenger RNA, 3679 nt
Organism: Diceros bicornis minor
Lineage: Eukaryota; Metazoa; Chordata; Mammalia; Perissodactyla; Rhinocerotidae
Gene: MAP3K2
Product: mitogen-activated protein kinase kinase kinase 2
Exons: 17
Coding region: 709-2568 (619 amino acids)
Biological process (GO): protein phosphorylation
Molecular function (GO): protein binding; protein kinase activity; ATP binding
Source: RefSeq, a predicted model, not a curated record
CCCUGCAUCCUGUUCUGAAGGCCGGGUCUGAGCGGAGUGGACUGCUGGGCCGUAGCUGUCAGACACGUACCCUGCAGGGAUUUUAGAAGGGAGAUUGCAGCUGGUCCUUGGGAGAAGCAGAGAUGUUACGUGCAUGUUACAUGUUACAAGCGAGAAAGUGCUUGUCUUUGCACUGCCACAGUGUGGUCAUCUAUUGAUUAGGGUUGAUUCCCUCCUCUCCUCUUAGCGCUUGCUGUGCGCCCCGCAGUUGUCGUGCAUUGUCUCACUGCGUCUUCUCAGCCCCGUGAGGUGGGUACGUCUCUCCCCAUUUUACGGAUGAAAAAAAUGAGGCUCAGAUAGAUUAAGGAACUUGCCCAAGGUCAUGCAGCUGGUAAUCUGGGAAGCCUUGAUUUGAAUAUGAUGUCUUUUCUGUAGGACUGUAUUUCUGCGUCUUGCAAAAAUAAAUAUUUGAGGAAAAUGAGAAUAGAUGGAGAGUUUCUUCCUGGGAGUAAAUUCUAAAUUCAUAGGUAGAUAUAGUUUACUUGCCUCUAUUUUUUUUUUUUUUUAGUUACUUUUAAAAGAUGGCUCCUGGCACCUUUACCUUUUUUGCAGUAGGACUGAACAGAGAAAUUUCUCCUCUUAUCAAAAAGAAGACAUAUAUUUGGCAGUAAAGAAUGCUGAUGGCAGAACCGUUUCCCUAAUUUUCAGGUUGUCAAGUUGGUUGCCAUAAUGGAUGAUCAGCAAGCUUUGAACUCAAUCAUGCAAGAUUUGGCUGUUCUUCAUAAGGCCAGUCGACCAGCAUUAUCCUUACAGGAAACCAGAAAAACAAAAUCUUCAUCACCAAAAAAGCAGAAUGAUGUCCGAGUCAAAUUUGAACAUAGAGGAGAAAAAAGAAUCCUUCAGUUCCCCAGACCAGUUAAACUGGAAGAUCUGAGGUCUAAAGCUAAAAUUGCCUUUGGACAGUCUAUGGAUCUACAUUAUACCAAUAACGAGUUGGUAAUUCCAUUAACUACCCAAGAUGACUUGGACAAAGCUGUGGAACUUCUGGAUCGUAGUAUUCAUAUGAAGAGCCUCAAGAUAUUACUUGUAAUAAAUGGGAGUACACAGGCUACUAAUUUAGAACCAUUGCCAUCACUAGAAGAUUUGGAUAACACAGUAUUUGGAGCAGAGAGGAAAAAACGGCUUUCUAUAAUAGGUCCCACUAGUAGAGAUAGAAGCUCCCCUCCCCCGGGAUACAUUCCGGAUGAAUUACACCAGGUUGCCCGGAAUGGGUCAUUCACCAGUAUCAACAGUGAAGGAGAGUUCAUUCCAGAGAGCAUGGACCAAAUGUUGGACCCAUUAUCUUUAAGCAGCCCUGAAAAUUCUGGCUCAGGAAGUUGUCCGUCACUUGAUAGUCCUCUGGAUGGAGAGAGCUAUCCAAAAUCACGAAUGCCUAGGGCACAGAGCUACCCCGAUAAUCAUCAGGAAUUUUCAGACUAUGAUAACCCUAUCUUUGAGAAAUUUGGAAAAGGAGGAACAUAUCCAAGAAGGUAUCAUGUUUCAUAUCACCAUCAAGACUAUAAUGAUGGUCGUAAAACUUUUCCGAGAGCUAGAAGAACCCAGGGGACUAGCUUCCGGUCUCCUGUGAGUUUCAGUCCUACUGAUCACUCUUUAAGCACUAGUAGUGGAAGCAGUAUCUUUACCCCAGAGUAUGAUGAUAGUCGAAUAAGAAGAAGGGGAAGUGACAUAGACAAUCCUACUUUGACUGUAAUGGACAUCAGCCCACCCAGCCGCUCACCUCGUGCUCCAACCAACUGGAGAUUGGGCAAACUGCUUGGCCAGGGAGCCUUUGGCAGGGUCUACCUCUGUUAUGAUGUCGAUACAGGAAGAGAAUUGGCUGUUAAGCAAGUUCAGUUUGACCCUGAUAGCCCUGAGACCAGCAAGGAAGUAAAUGCACUUGAGUGUGAAAUUCAGUUGUUGAAAAACUUGCUGCAUGAGCGAAUUGUUCAGUAUUAUGGCUGUUUGAGGGAUCCCCAGGAAAAAACACUUUCCAUAUUUAUGGAAUAUAUGCCAGGGGGUUCAAUUAAGGACCAAUUAAAAGCAUAUGGAGCUCUUACUGAGAAUGUGACUAGGAAAUACACUCGUCAGAUUCUGGAGGGUGUCCAUUAUUUGCACAGUAAUAUGAUUGUUCAUAGAGAUAUCAAAGGUGCAAAUAUCCUGCGAGAUUCAACAGGCAAUGUCAAACUAGGAGAUUUUGGGGCCAGCAAACGGCUUCAAACCAUCUGUCUUUCAGGGACAGGAAUGAAGUCUGUCACAGGCACACCAUACUGGAUGAGCCCUGAAGUAAUUAGUGGAGAAGGCUAUGGCAGAAAAGCAGAUAUCUGGAGUGUUGGCUGUACUGUGGUAGAAAUGCUAACUGAAAAGCCUCCUUGGGCGGAAUUUGAAGCGAUGGCUGCAAUCUUUAAAAUUGCCACUCAGCCAACAAACCCAAAGCUGCCACCUCAUGUCUCAGACUAUACUCGAGAUUUCCUCAAACGGAUCUUUGUAGAGGCCAAACUGAGACCUUCAGCUGAUGAACUCUUAAGGCACAUGUUUGUGCAUUAUCACUAGCAGCCAGUAACCUCUCCUGUGCCUCUACCCAGCUCCCAUCUAUUCAUUCACCUUCUCUCUGACUGCACUUUUCUUUUUUAUGAAAAAGAGAGAUGGGGGAGAAAAGAAGACAAGAGGGAAAGUGUUUCUCUUGAUUCUUGGUUAAAUUUGCUUAAUAAUAAUAGUAACCUAAAUUUUUUAUAUUUAAUCUUUUUUUCCCUUGCAAGAACUUGAAACUUUUUUUUUUUAAUUUUUAUAAUGUACUGAUGUGGUUCAGAGAGAUAAAGCACUUUAGUACAUAGUCACUCUUUUUAGUACAAAUCAUUUGGAAUACCUAAAGAUUGUAGAGUCUUUCCCUGUGUCACUGACAGAAUGGUGGUGAUGGGGAGACACGAAAAACAAGGAGAAGAAAAUGAUGUAUAAUUUGUAGUUUUUAGUGAUAAUAUUUAAAGUAGAUCCUCAUUUGUGGGGUUGAGCCCUAAACUUGAGUUUAGGGUAGGUACUCAACUUAAAGAAUAUAGGUUCCUUCUCAUAUCUGUAUUCUUUAGAUCCUAACCUCUGUCUACCAAGCUUUUUGCUCAGUAGGAAUCUUGAUAGAAAAUAUGAAUCUCUAAGAGGUAUGUUUAUUUGUUAAUCCUAACCAGUAUAAUAAGCAAAUACACUAUAACAGAUCCAUGUUACUGGAAUCUAUAAACCUUGAGGGAUAGCUUUCUGAUUGAAAAAAAAGAGAUCAAGCAGAUAUGGGAGUCAGUGAGCAAAUCUAAAUUAAAAGACAAAAGGAGAUUGCUCUAAUUAAAUGUGUGAGUAGUAGAAGAGACCACAUUUGCCAGACAACAGAAAUAAUGAAGAACUAAAUGUUGUUUAAUAUAUUUUAAACUAUGUUCAUUACUUGAGGAAAGUCCUAAAAUUAAGGGAAAGGAGAAAUAAUCAAAAUCACGUAUACCAUAUCUUUCGGUUUCCAGCUCCUGAUUCCCCAUAGACAACAUUCUUUAGGAACUAAGAGUUUAACCCAGAGUGUCCAUGUGUUAAAGCUAGUGUCAUGAGAUAAAACCCUUGUUCUCAGGAUCACAGACUACUAAAGCACCUCAAAAAACAGUUAUGAUGUGAAACAGUGGUUCUCAAGGGCGGGGUC